AUGGGGGACUCCAACACCAUCGUCGACGCCAUCAACUUCGUUGACACCGCGUCCAGUCAGCGCAUCGAGCCCGGCUCCGUCAACCACCCGCCCGCCCCUUGGCCGGCGCACUUCAAGACCGAGCCCACGCCAGAAGAGGUGGCUAAGAUCGCCGCCAAUGUCGUCAACACGGUAAACAACCACUUCGACAAGGUUCCGGACCUGUUCCUCCACGAGUCCCAGCCCGGCUUCUGGCGAGACCACCUGGCCCUGACCUGGAAGCUGCGCACUCUCAAAGGCAAAGACAAGAUUCGCAACUUCUUGCAGACCGAAGCCCACGUCAAAGAAGUGCCCCUGCAAAUCCAGGUCGACGAAUCUCAUCCUUUCCGCAAGCCGCAAGUCGCCGGGUUUGCUCCUGUUGAUGGACUGAAGGGUAUCCAGUUCUACAUCACGUUUACGUCCCAGAAUGGUAAGGGGCGCGGUAUGGUAAGGUUGGUGCAGGAGGAAAAGACGGAGGAGUGGAAGAUCUGGACCUUGUUCACCACGCUUGAGGAGUACCGCGAUCAGCGAGAACCGAGGGGACCCAACAGGCCAAAGGGCGUUGAGCACGGUGGACAGCCGGGACGGAUGAAUUGGGCGCAGAAGAGGCAGGAGGAGAUCAACUUUACGAACCACGAGCCUGAUGUGUUGAUUCUCGGCUGUGGCCAAGGUGGCCUCACCGCCGCCGCUCGUCUCAAGAUGCUCAACGUCUCCUCGCUCAUUAUCGACCGCAACCCGCGUAUCGGCGACAACUGGCGCAACCGGUACCACCAGCUAGUUCUGCACGACCCAGUCUGGUACGACCACCUGCCCUACCUUCCCUUCCCCGACACCUGGCCCAUCUUCACGCCCAAGGACAAGCUAGCCGACUGGUUCGAGUCAUACGCCAAAGCGCUCGACCUCAACAUCUGGCUGCGCUCCACCAUCGUUUCUUCGGAAUACGACAGCGCCCGCAAGUCCUGGAAGGUGGUCAUCCGCCGCUCCUUCGUCAAGACCUCACACGCCCCACCAGCGGACGGCGGCGAACCCGGAGUGGUAGAAGAAGAACUGGAACACAUGGAACUCACCGUCUUCCCGAAACACAUCAUCCAAUGCACCGGCGGCUCCGGCAAGCCCAACAUGCCGACCUCCAUCCCGGGCAUCACGGGCGGCGUCUUCAAGGGAGACCGGCUCUGUCACUCCUCGCAGUUCACCACCGCCACUCCGCUCUCCGUGCGCGGCUCCAAGAAGGCCAUCGUCGUGGGCGCGUGCAACUCGUCGCACGACAUCUGCCAGGACUUUUACGAGCGCGGGUACGACGUGACCAUGAUCCAGCGCUCGUCGACGUUUGUGCUGUCCUCGUCGGCCACGCUCAAGUACCUUAUUGGGCCGAUCUAUAGCGAGGGCGGGCCGGCGGUGGAAGACGCCGAUAUGUUUGUCUGGUCAUACCCCAGCGAGGUGUUGAAGUCGUUGCAGAAGGAUCUGACCAAGUUGACGAUCGAGCACGAUGCCGAGUUACUCGCCGGGCUGGAUAAGGCUGGGUUCAAGCUCGACAAGGGCGUCGACGGCGCGGGACUAUUCGCCAAGUACCUCCAGCGGCAAGGCGGGUAUUACAUCGAUGUUGGCACGUCGAAGCUAAUUAUCGAGGGCAAGAUUGCCGUCAAGUCCGGGGUGGGCAUCGCGGAGGUUGUUGAGAACGGACUGAAGAUGGAGGAUGGGACCGUGUUGGAGGCGGACGAGAUCGUGUUUGCGACCGGCUAUGAUAAUAUGCGGACGACGGCCAGGGAGGUGUUUGGGAACGAGGAGGUGGGCGACAAGGUGAAAGAUGUGUGGGGGUGGGAUGAGGAAGGCGAGAUGAUUGGGAUCUGGAACAGGAGCGGGCAUGAGGCGUUUUGGUUCCAUGGCGGGAAUCUGGCGCUGGCGAGGUAUUAUUCGAGGGUGGUGGGGUUGCAGGUUAGGGCCAGUUUGGAUGGGUUGUUGUAG
Messenger RNA from Sordaria macrospora k-hell, 1980 nucleotides. RefSeq lists its product as uncharacterized. NCBI's taxonomy places the organism in Eukaryota, Fungi, Ascomycota, Sordariomycetes, Sordariales, Sordariaceae. Gene Ontology annotation, molecular function: flavin adenine dinucleotide binding; NADP binding; N,N-dimethylaniline monooxygenase activity. The record is from RefSeq and is a predicted model, not a curated record.